Messenger RNA from Drosophila miranda, 636 nucleotides. RefSeq lists its product as uncharacterized. NCBI's taxonomy places the organism in Eukaryota, Metazoa, Arthropoda, Insecta, Diptera, Drosophilidae. The record is from RefSeq and is a predicted model, not a curated record. The transcript is spliced from 2 exons. The coding region runs from base 158 to 484 and encodes 108 amino acids.
GCGGGCAAGCUAUGCUAUCAAUACGUAUGGAAAAACCAUCCAUACCUAAAGUAGAUUCAAGCAAUCAACAUUGUCGUCUCAGUCCGCGGUAUUCUCCAUCAGCGGAAAUUGAGAAAGUAUUAUAAAUAAAUCCAAAUAAACCAACUCAACUAGCGGAAUGGCUCAGAAAAUGUUCCACAAUAUACUACUGAUAGCGACUGUGCUUCUAAUCACCCUGAACGAUGGAGUAGAGGCGCGACCCUCGCCAGAGCAGAGACAAACAAAAAUGCUCGUGGAUCCCAGUGAAUACAAUGGGGAUUUGUCGGUAGAGACCAUCAUGAAGGUGCAGCAGUGCGAGAUGGAUACCGCCACCAUGGAGCUGUGCAUGCGCUGUGCCAAGGUCACCAAGUCAGAGAUCAUAUAUCCGAUGUGCUGCAGCAACGACGAUGACAUCAAGAACUGGUGUCACUCCUAUGUGUAUUACGGCAACGAUGAGGGCUACUAAGUAGGAGAAGAUGCGGCGUGAAUCGAAUGAACAAAUCUGACAAUUAAAUUAAUUUGUACUCCCGCAUGUAUUGGCUGUGAUAAUCUAAUGUAUUUAAAUUAAAUUAUAUUUAUCUAGGAAUAAACAAGACAAGGCUAAAUUAGCACAUUCAA